CCGGUAUAUCCAGUCUUUGCCUUCCCAAAGAGGUAAUGGAACUCCUUUUUGUCAUCUUACUCUGGGCAGGAGGAAUUACAGUAGUUAGUUAUCUCCUGCUACUCGCCUGGGCAAUUGGUUACGAUUUCUUCAAGACUAGGAUAGACCCGGGUUUUGACCAUCCAUGGAAACUUCGAGCGCUCCACUGGAACUUCAUUAUAAUGUUCACUACGGGGAAGAUUUUCGAAUGGCUGGGCAUUUGCAGGCAGAUGGUCUUUAUCCGCCUCAUGACAGAUCUCAGGCGGCUAAAGGUGCACCCCAGCCUCUACACCAAAGACCUGGAUUUCGAUGGGGUUCCCGUCAGGCUUUACCAACAUAAAAUGCCAAGUCCCGUCCGACGGAAAGGAUUUGUUUUCUUCCACGGAGGAUCUGGACUUGCUGGAAGCAUCUCCUCCUAUCAAAACAUUUGCAGCAGAAUUGCCAAGGAGAGUGGUUCCGUGGUUGUUUCUGUUGGGUAUCGUCUCUCUCCCGAAUUCCCGUAUCCCACGCAAUGCAAUGACUGCCACACGGCGACUGUGCACUUCAUGCAAAACGCCGAGGCCUAUGGGGUGGAUCCCUCCCAGAUCAUCAUCGGCGGGGACAGCGCCGGGGGGAACUUUGCUACGGUGAUUGCCCAAAAACUGACGGGGAGAUCAGACCUUCCUAAGCUGCGGGCUCAAGUACUGAUCUAUGCGGGCGUCCAAGCUAUGGACUUCAACCUGCCUUCUUAUCAGCAGAACACCACGAUGCCGUUCUUGUACCGGGACAAUCUCACCUAUUAUGGCAUGCAAUAUUUUGGAAAGGAUACCUCUUUGAUGCACGACGUAGUGAAAGGAUCUCAUGUGCCGGAUGAAAUGCGCCGGAAAUAUGGGAAGUGGGUGAGUGCGGAUAACCUCCCGGAGCAAUUUAAGUGCCGAGGCUACCGGCGGAUCCCGCUGGCUCCUUAUAAACCUGAUAUAUACGAGCAGUUAUCCGAGAUCCUUGACGUCUCUUUUUCUUCCCUUUUUGCUGAGGAGUCUGUCAUCCGACAGCUCCCAGAGACUUUAGUUGUGACUUGUGAGUACGAUAUACUGCGGGACGAUAGUCUGCUGUACAAGAAACGCCUGGAGGACAACGGCGUGAAAGUCAGCUGGUUCCAUGCUGAAAACGGGUUUCACGGCGUGAUAAACUUUAUCGAUUUGGGUUUUUUCACAUUUCCCACCGGGAUAGAGAUACUGAGUCGCAUUGCAGAUUUUGUCAAACGUUUGUGAGAUGUGAAGUGGGAGGCUUUCACGGCUGGUGUCCAUAGCUUUUUGUGGGGUUUUCACGCACCGGAGGAGGAGUUUAUUCCUGACACUUCGCCUGCUGUGUCUGUGGCUCGCAACUUCACAGAACGCAAGCGAAAGGUUUGGAAUAAAUUCUUCACGGACACGGCCUCAAAGCCCCCCAAAAACCCCACCAAAAACUAUUUGUGAGAUGCUUCCUCCUCAAGCUGUGAAUCUCUUAAAACCAUCAACAGUGUAUACUGCGCAUACUUUUAAAAGAGUAAUCUGCAUUUCUAUUGCUAGGACUAUCCGUUUUACCCCUACGGCAGUUAAAGUGCAGUCAAGCCAGAUUAUUUCUGCAGUGUGGAUUAUUAAGUAGUGGUUGUAAACCCACAUUUUGACUUUGCAGCUGCCUAAAAGGAUGCCAGCUCCAAUAUUUCCAAACAUCUUAUUGGUGUUGAGGUUUUUUUUUUUCCUGGUUGCUUCCCACCGUAUUUUUGAGCUAUUUAUUCUAACAUAGAGAUCUUGUAAAG
Messenger RNA from Sceloporus undulatus (fence lizard), 1795 nucleotides. Its product is annotated as arylacetamide deacetylase-like 3. Gene Ontology annotation, cellular component: membrane. The record is from RefSeq and is a predicted model, not a curated record. The transcript is spliced from 4 exons. Gene Ontology annotation, molecular function: carboxylic ester hydrolase activity. Lineage: Eukaryota; Metazoa; Chordata; Lepidosauria; Squamata; Phrynosomatidae. The coding region runs from base 36 to 1268 and encodes 410 amino acids.